Molecule: messenger RNA, 3027 nt
Organism: Sebastes umbrosus (honeycomb rockfish)
Lineage: Eukaryota; Metazoa; Chordata; Actinopteri; Perciformes; Sebastidae
Product: ankyrin repeat and SOCS box protein 15-like
Exons: 10
Coding region: 509-2236 (575 amino acids)
Biological process (GO): intracellular signal transduction; positive regulation of transcription by RNA polymerase II
Cellular component (GO): nucleus; cytoplasm
Molecular function (GO): transcription cis-regulatory region binding; protein binding
Source: RefSeq, a predicted model, not a curated record
CCAGGAAACAAUUACACAACAGUUUCCUCAUGAAAGCAAAGAUAAAUCCGACUGAAGAGACGGCGUAGAGCUCCAUGACGCCUGGCUGCACAGCUUUCCUGCAGCUCUCGAUUUUACGAGACAUACAUCAUCUCAUAUUUCUUCGACAAAGCAGCGGAGGAAAAAAUAGACCACGAUUUGAUUUUGCGUUCCACGAAACACAAUAGACGGUGGCUGCGUGAGUCCACAGUCUAAGCCCCGGGGGCUUGUGGGAUCUUGAACGUGGGAUUCCCGCCAAACUUGACAAAGACCUGGCUUAGCUCGCACAAUAGCACACAUAACCGGGCUAUAUUUAAGACCAGCAGGCCAGGUGUCCACCACACACGCCCCUCACUAUGUUUCUGCAGGCAUCAUCAGUCUGGUGUUUUCGAGGCUUCUGAAAGCAGGUCACGCCUAAAUAUAAAAUCACUCUGUGCUGUUAGAGGACAGCGACCCAUCAGCGUGAGCUGCUAACACACCGCACAGAGUGAUGAACACUUAUGAAGAAUAUGGUGAAGAGGAGCUCAGUGACUACAUCAUCCAGCUCAGUAUUCAAGACGCCUGCCAAGAUGCCUUUCUGAAAUCUACAGUGAGUUUAGAAGCAGCGACGGAUGAAAAUUUGAGAGUCUUGGCAGCCAUCGAGCAAGGUGAGGUCUGGAUGCUCAGGGGGAUGCUGAGGCACACCUUCGCCUUCAGGGAGUCGGACAGUCGCGGCUGGCUUCCCCUCCAUCGAGCCGCGUCCCAGCCAGUCCUGGAGGUUCUGCAGACUGUCUUGAGAUUGGCAGAUCAGGGGCUCAGCCUGGAGGAGAGGACGGCGGUGGGCGGAGAGACGCCGCUGACGCUGGCGGUGAAAGCCGGACUGGUGCAGAAUGUGAAGAGCCUGCUGGAGCACGGAGCCUCGCCUCACAACACCAACAGCAAUAACGAGUCGCCGCUGCUGCUGGCGGUGAAGGCCGGCUCCUACGAGAUGACAUCCACGCUGGUCGCUCAUGACGCCUGGGUGGAGCAGAUCUGCCGUAAGAAAUGGACGGCGAUGCAUGAGGCGGCCAAGGUCGGCGACGUGGACAUCCUGAUGCUGCUCUUGAGGAACGGCAGCCGGGUAAACCACAGAGACGUGACGGGGGUGACGCCUCUCGCCGUGGCUGCAGAACACGGGCACUUCCACAUCACUGAGAUUCUGCUGAACUGUGGUAGCAGAGUGAACUCUCAGGCCUGUAACGGGGAAAGUGUCCUGCUGGACGCCGCCGGAUCAGGAAACACCGCCUGCAUUCAGCUGCUGCUGGACAACGGAGCCGACCCCAACCUGCCCAGCCUCACCGGACACCUGCCCAUCCACAAGGCAGCGUACGCCGGACACUACGACGCUCUGAAGAUGCUGAUACCUCUAUCCACCAAGAAGGCCAUCAAAGAGACGGGUCAGAGCCCGGUCCACUCUGCGGCGGAGGGAGGCCAGAGCCGCUGCCUGAAGCUCCUGUUGGCCUGCAGCUUCGACGUCAACUACCGCAUGAACACCAGAAACUCCGAAAACUACCGGGACAUGAGGAGGAGCGCCUUGUACUUCGCCGUCUCCAACGGGGACGUGGAAUGCACCAAAGUCCUGCUGGAGGCCGGGGCCAAGGCGGACUUGGACCCGCUUUGCUGCCUCCUGGUGGCGGUCAGGUCGGGGCGCUACGAGAUCGUGAAGCUGCUGCUGGCGGCCAAAGCGGACGUGAACUGUUACUUCACGGUGGUGAGCGAUACGGUGUUUCCCACAGCGUUGCAGUAUUGCCUGAAGGACGAGGUGAUGAUGAGGCUGCUGCUCAACAACGGCUACAAGGUGGAGAGGUGCUUCCACUGUCACCAUGACGACGCUUUUGAUGCUGCGAAUGAGGGGGAAGGGAAAAUCCCAUUCUGCGAGUUCAUGAGCCUCUGCUGCGUCAUGCAUCUGUCCGGGAGCGUGGUCCGGACUCUGCUGGACUACGUCAGAGAUGUCCACAUCUGCUCCAAACUCAGACUCCUCCUGGAGAAACAGAGAGAGUGGCCCGAAAUAUGUGACAUCCUCAACAGUCCUCGCACCCUCAUGCACCUCUGCAGACUGGAGAUCAGGAGGCGUCUGACCCUGAAGAGACUCAACAACCCGGAAAUCAUGAACUCGCAUCUUUUCCCUCCCGGACUGAAGAGCUUCAUACUGUACCAGGAGCUCGACCUCUACAGCCAGGGCCCUGAACGCAUCAUGUGAACAUAUGUUUUGAAAGGAUGGAACUAUUUUUUUAAUCUCUGGUUUUUGAUAAGCACAAAUGUAAACAAAUUUUAUUAUAAUUUUAUUUUUAAAGUACUUUUUUAUGAUUGUGUUUUUUCACAUUUUUGCCAUUUAAAUGUACUUUCCAUUCGCCUGACCAUUUUCCAAAUCAUUUCCCUCUUUUGACCUGUUAGAGGCCUAAAGGGUGUUUGUUAAUGAUCCAUCUGUCUGCAAGAUCUCUCUACUUCUCUCUACUUGACACAGACUUUAAUGACAUUUACAAUUUACUGUACAUAAUGUUGGACACACACAUUUUAUUGUUUCUGUUGUUAGAUGGUGAAAGGAGGGAAAGGCUGAAAAUAAUUUCCAACGUGUUUGUGCUUUGUUUGUGGGGAAACGGGCAGGAAGCAACAGGGCUGAUGGGAAAUGUAGUAUUAGAUGAGAAGAAAAACGAGCAUUAACAAUGACCACUAGUAUGAGAGAUAGAAAUGAUUCUGAUCUGACAUUUUAACACACUAAAAAAAGAAAGAGCAAAACACUUCUCACUAAAACUGUCCCUGCAGGUGACAUGCUGGGUGAUCUUCAUAUUCAGAGUUGGGUCACAUUACUCUGAAAUGCAGUCAGUUACUGAAUAUAAAUUACAUGGUGAUUUUUGUAAUUGGUAACGUAAUCCAUUGGAUUACAAAACAAUAUCAGGGCUGUCAAAGUUAACACGAUAAUAAUGUUUUAACGCAAAUUUGUUUUGACGCCACUAAUUUCUUUAACGCAUUAACGCACCUUGCAGUUUCGCC